Messenger RNA from Trichoderma reesei QM6a, 252 nucleotides. RefSeq lists its product as uncharacterized. The record is from RefSeq and is a predicted model, not a curated record. Bases 1 to 252 code for a protein of 83 amino acids. The transcript has a single exon. NCBI's taxonomy places the organism in Eukaryota, Fungi, Ascomycota, Sordariomycetes, Hypocreales, Hypocreaceae.
AUGACCGAGGCGGAAGCAUCAAUCGCGGCGAUCCUGGCUUCGAAGCUCCAGCCUACGUCUCUUCUUGUGCAGGAUAUAUCGGGUGGCUGUGGGAGCAUGUAUGCGAUUGACAUCACCUCGCCGGCUUUUAAGGGGCUCAAUAUGUUGAAGCAGCAGCGUCUUGUGAAUGCUGCGCUGGGAGAUCUCGUCAAGCAGUGGCAUGGCGUGCAGAUACGGACGAGGGUGCCGCCGGAGGAUGAUUCAACGAAAUAG